AUGGAGACCAGGAAGGUGCCGCCUCGCAAAGAUGGGAGGAUAAUCAUUCACUUCGACUACGACUGCUUUUACGCCGCCGUCUUCGAAGCCAAGAACCCGAGCCUGAAAAGCCUGCCCUUCGCGGUACAGCAGAAACAGAUAAUAGUGACAUGCAACUACGAAGCCCGAAGACGAGGUCUACACAAGCUGCAGUUGAUUCGUGAGGCGAGAAAAGUAUGUCCCGAUGUGAUCAUCGAGCUGGGCGAGGACAUCAGCCGAUUCCGUGAUGCGAGUAAAGAGUUGUACAAGUUCAUCAGGGCGUAUUCGUGGAAUGGCAAGGUGGAGAGGUUGGGUUUUGAUGAAGUAUGGAUGGAUGUCACGGACAUGGUCGACUACAACAUGCAACUACUCAAUCCUCACAACCUAGCCCAGUCCUUCUUCCAGACCUCUCAGGACGACCCAAUGAGCGGCUUCAACUUCGACGCCACCGCGCUCGCUGGUCAUCCCUAUCCUGUAGAAUAUACGUCCCAGCAACAAGAUCUUGUCGUGCAAGACCGUCUGACCUUACGACUACACCUCGGCAGCCACCUCGCCCUGUACAUCCGCCAUGCACUCGAACAACAAAAAGGCUACACAAGCACCGUAGGAAUCUCAACCAGCAAACUCCUGUCAAAACUCGUCGGCAACCUUAACAAGCCCAAGGGCCAAACGACAGUCAUGCCACCGUUAGCCGCCUCUGACCAUGGACUCGGGAAUGCGCAGCUCUUCAUGGAUACGCACGGCAUCGGCAAAGUACCAGGAAUCGGCUACAAGCUCGCAACCCUCCUACGCAGCUACAUCACUCAGCGCCCGCCAGACUACGAGACAGACCUCGUGUAUGGCGGGAAGCCCGAAAUCGUAAGUGUCGCCAACGUCCGCAACCGGUCCAGCGUAAACCCAGCAAUGCUAGAGAAACUGCUUGACGGCCCUGGUUCACCUCACGGAAUCGGGUAUAAGAUCUGGUGUCUCCUGCACGGCAUAGACGACACGGAAGUAGCGCAAGCGAAACCUGUGCCUAGUCAGAUCAGUAUAGAGGAUAGUUACAUUCGGCUGGACACGAUGCCGGAAGUCCUUCGGGAACUGACGACGUUGGCUCGGAGCCUACUGGCACGUAUGCGGAUCGAUCUCCUCGCGGAGGACGGUGUUGACGAGCCUGCCGGGGUCGAAGAUGGUGGUCACGAAGCCACAAUAACAACAUCGACCCUGAAGAAGUGGCUCGCUCACCCAAAGACCUUGCGUCUCACGACUCGUCCUCGGCAACCUCUACAACCAGACGGAACACGAGUACGAUCCUUCAAGCGGAUCUCCCAUUCCUCGCCCGUCCCCAAUUUCGUCUUCAUCCUUACCGAAAGCAUCGACAUCCUAGCCGAAAAGCUCGUCCGCGAGACUCUUGUGUCAAUGUUCCACAAGCUCCACCCAGAAAAGUCUGGCUGGAAUCUUAGUCUCGUCAAUCUAGCUGUGACCAAUAUGGCUGAAACGGGCGGGGAUAGCAAGACUGCACGUGGGAGGGAUAUCGGGAGUAUGUUGAGGAGACAGGAUGAUGUAUUGAGGGAUUUCAAGGUCAUCGAGGAGGAUGACGUUGAAGAGGUGCCUCCUAGUAGGCUGACAGGACUGGCUCACCGUGCGCAUGAGAAUGGAAGAGUCAGGGAUAGAUCCAUGCGGAAGGAUGAUGUGCCAAAAGAUCCCAAUAUCAAAGUGGUCGAUGAAGUCGAAGAAGCUACUCCUACGAACGUGGUAGAAAUUAUCAAUGAUGGCGAGCAUGACGGCGGUGGCACGAACGGCAGUAUGUGGCAAGACGAACAGGAAGAUGGAGAAGAAGAAGAGGAGGAGAUUCGUUUCGAUUCCGAUCUGCAAAGCUGCGUCGACUGUGGCAUGCAGCUACCUACCUUCGCCAUGAUAGCCCACAGACGCUUUCAUGCGCCGUCAUGA
This is a messenger RNA of Recurvomyces mirabilis, 1947 nucleotides long. RefSeq lists its product as uncharacterized. Bases 1 to 1947 code for a protein of 648 amino acids. The record is from RefSeq and is a predicted model, not a curated record. NCBI's taxonomy places the organism in Eukaryota, Fungi, Ascomycota, Dothideomycetes, Mycosphaerellales, Teratosphaeriaceae. Gene Ontology annotation, molecular function: damaged DNA binding; DNA-directed DNA polymerase activity. Gene Ontology annotation, biological process: translesion synthesis. The transcript is spliced from 3 exons.